AUGGAAUCACGGGAAUUUGCGACUAAGGACGAACUCUGGCGCAUCCAAGAGACUCUCAGCGAGCUCUCCGCAACUCAAGCUGUUCACUCCGACAGAAUCAUGCGUUUGGAGCAGAAAACGUCUGAAGGGAGCAGAUCGCGAACUCUUUGGGGGUCAGCAUCUCCCUUUCCAGGCGGUCUUGGUUCGUCGCAUCACGAAUCUACUCUAAAUCCUGCGGCUGAGGCCUUUCGGAAUUUUGAUGUUGAGCCUGCUGCAAGUAUGAUGAGUUCAUUGACCUUGGACGCCACCGACGAGUCGAGACGAGCGGCGGCAUCACGGGCCAAUUCUGUGCGUUUCGAUGAAAGUGCGAACAACCACUAUGCAACAUCUAGACAAUCAAUAGAACUUCCCACCCGAACAGGAAGCGGUCUUGGAGGCCACACGCUCUCGGAGAGAUCUCUGUCACAUCGUUCAGACGGGAGGCCCAGUGUUGCUGGAUUUGGUCGGACAAACAGCUUUGGUUUAGAGCAAAGCCGCCUUCUUGGAUCCAUACACAACUCUCCCCGCGUCUUGGGAAAUCCACCGCCCGGUUUCUUCAUCCUAGGGCCCUGUCCCUCGAUUAUUCGCUGUUGGCUGACCGAGUCAUUUUCCAACGAUUCCCUCCUCUACGCUGCCAUUUGCACUGGCUCUUCGACGUCCUCAGUAAGCCUCGCUCUGGUCGCCAAGCUUGAUUUGUUGGAUUCCAUAUUCGAUGAUGGCGAGUUUCGUGCCAUUCGAUUGCCUGUCUAUCUCACCGAGGCGAAAAUCCAUUCUCCUGCUGUUCGAUCCGCCAGUCCAGUGCCUCACGUUCCAACUUUGACUGUCAAAUUCGUCAUCGACGAACAACCAGUCUGCGAGACGUCAAUACAGAUCGUCUUGGGUAGUGACGUGCUCAGGAGUCACAAUGGCGAUAUCCUCUUCUCGCAAGACAGGUUGAUGAUUUUUGACGAGGAGCGGAAUCAGCUUUCCAUACCACUUGUCCGUCCGGAAGAUGACGCCUCGUACAAGGAUUUGUGCACUGCACCCCGCAGACGAGCGGCGUCCAUUGAAGGAGCCAUGCUACCCCCGCCGGUAUCUCCAGUGGGUGUAAUCGGGCGACCCGGAAGGUCAAACACUGCACAGAUGGUAGCCUCGCCUAGGGUGGCACCAUCAAGCAGCAUUCCAUCGGCCACCCCUUCUGAACCCGGAGACAUUCGCAGGUCUGAUCUUCACGCCGAACAGUCCACCAGAUCAAGCCUGGAUCUCACGCCUUCUCGGCCUGCAGAUGACUCCAAGUCGACGACCGGAAGCGAGAAGUCGUUUAGUACGCCCAUGUCCAAAUCUGGUCAGGGGGUGUGGUCGAAUUCUUGGCGGUCAGCUUCGAGUUUUACGCAGAACGACCAGGCUCCGAAGACUUCUUCUACGUAUGCGCGUCCCAGCGUGUCACGUCCUAUGAAGAUCUUGCGGCCGGCUAAGACUAUGGCUAACGCCACAAGAACGGCAUCGACGCCGAUAGGGACCAAUGGAACGGAUAAUCCUCCAAAGCCAGAUGAAUUUGGCAGAAAGGCUAGCCAAACCGACCUCAAGGACAACGCGAGAUCAGCUCAGUCCACAUCGACAAUAAAGAGCAAUCCAGUCGGAUCGGGUACUGCGUUUGGCUGGCUUAACACUGGUCCACAGCGUAGAACGACGGCCAAUGGAUAA
Messenger RNA from Exophiala spinifera, 1701 nucleotides. RefSeq lists its product as uncharacterized. The transcript is spliced from 2 exons. Bases 1 to 1701 code for a protein of 566 amino acids. Lineage: Eukaryota; Fungi; Ascomycota; Eurotiomycetes; Chaetothyriales; Herpotrichiellaceae. The record is from RefSeq and is a predicted model, not a curated record.